Molecule: messenger RNA, 2067 nt
Organism: Strigops habroptila (Kakapo)
Lineage: Eukaryota; Metazoa; Chordata; Aves; Psittaciformes; Psittacidae
Gene: CPSF4
Product: cleavage and polyadenylation specific factor 4
Exons: 8
Coding region: 185-916 (243 amino acids)
Molecular function (GO): zinc ion binding; RNA binding
Source: RefSeq, a predicted model, not a curated record
CGCGGGCGGGCGGCGCGGGGCGGCCAGGAGCUGCCGCCGCCGCUCCCCCGUUCCUCAGGCGCUGCCGGCGCGGAGCAGAGCGGGCCGGGCCGGGCCUGCCCGGGCCCGCCCGCCCGCUGCUCCCCCCGCCAUCACCACCAUACCCCCGUUGCCGUCCCGCUGCCGCCGCCCCCCAGCCGCCACCAUGCAGGAGCUCAUCGCCAGCGUGGACCACAUCAAGUUCGACCUGGAGGUGGCCGUGGAGCAGCAGCUGGGGGCGCAGCCGCUGCCCUUCCCCGGCAUGGACAAAUCGGGCGCGGCUGUCUGUGAGUUCUUUUUAAAAGCGGCCUGUGGAAAAGGGGGCAUGUGCCCGUUCCGACACAUCAGUGGGGAGAAGACAGUUGUUUGCAAACACUGGCUACGAGGACUGUGCAAAAAGGGAGACCAAUGCGAGUUUCUACACGAGUAUGACAUGACCAAGAUGCCUGAGUGUUACUUCUACUCCAAAUUUGGGGAAUGCAGUAACAAAGAAUGUCCAUUCUUGCACAUUGACCCGGAGUCUAAGAUCAAAGACUGUCCCUGGUAUGACAGAGGCUUCUGUAAACAUGGUCCCCUCUGCAGACACCGGCACACUCGAAGAGUCAUUUGUGUGAAUUACCUGGUAGGAUUCUGUCCAGAGGGGCCUAGCUGUAAAUUCAUGCACCCUCGGUUUGAACUGCCAAUGGGAACCACAGAGCAACCACCACUGCCUCAACCGACACAAACACAGCAAAAGAGGACACCCCAAGUCAUCGGAGUCAUGCAGUCUCAAAAUAACAACGCUGGGAACAGAGGACCCCGGCCGUUGGAGCAGGUCACCUGCUACAAGUGUGGUGAAAAAGGUCAUUAUGCCAACAGAUGCACCAAAGGACAUCUGGCCUUUCUCAGUGGACAGUGAAAGAGCAGAACGAAGAAUGCAAGGGAGCUAUUAACACUGAGAAAAGGUUUCUGCCUAGUGCUAUGUCUUGAACUAUUAAUCAGGGGGUUUUUUUAAUGCCAUUACUGAAAGAACUGGUCAGAGGCUGGCUGCUGCUAAGCAACAUUUUUGUAACUGUCCACAACUUUUUUGUUUUAUGUUUUAACCUUUUUAAAAUAGAUUUUGGCCUCUGCCUCUCUUCACUGAGCCCUGCUGAAAGGUUGAUCUAAAAGCCAAGAGAUAUGCAAACCCCUCACUGGUGCAGCACUCUACCUAAAAAACAUGUCUUCUGCCAGUGUUUCUUUAAAGUGUUUCUCUAAGGUUUUCCUUCUGCCACUUCUCUUUGGGGAACCUCUGGAAGCAGGCAGAUUGACUGGGAAAACUAAUACUUGAAAUGCCUUCCCUUCAGUGAGGAAGCAGGGAUUCUGCUGUCCUGUAGCUCUUAAAAAGCAAAGUCAUGUUCCCAGGUCCAGCCUGUUGUAGUCGAUAAGCUUGUCCUGGUGGCUCACUUAAGGCUUCACAUAUGUGAGGCUGUAAAACUCUCAUCCACUUGCUUUGUUUCUGUGCUUCUUGCUCUGCUGAAGGUUAGAAAUUCAUCUUCUGGGUGAGACCUGAUCAAGGAGAGAAUAAAUUGGCAUCUCUGUGGUUAGCCAGACCGGGAGGAACAAUGACUAUAGGAAAGCCAUGCCUGUGCUCAUGUUCCAUUUGCAAACAGCGAGGGGAAAUGAGCACAGCUUGAAGAGUAGGAAUAGAAGAGCCUUGUCUCAGCCCCCCCGACGUCCAGCUCACACUGAGCAGGUAUUUCCAUAGCCUAGAGAAGACUGAGAAGUGGAGAUGUAUAUUCUUAUGGAACACUGCUUUUAAAAGUGGUAGAGUGUUCUGAGAGCAAUUUUUGUAGCCAAACCCCUUUCAUUUUGUGAGAAGAUUAUUUCAAAAGGGCCAAUGAUAAAAUGUCAAUUAAAAACAAGGAAAAAAAAAAAGUAUCUACAAUGUGAGCCUUAUUGAUUCUGAGCCCUCUCCUUUGCUGCCUUUUUACUUUGUUUUUAUUGAAAUGUACUGCUGGAAAAAGCUGGCUGUGAAUUUCUUUUCUUGUUAAGAACAAGGCAGUAUGCCUGGAUGAAGUGACCAGAGCA